UAACACUUUGCUGGGUUGUAGUGAGGAUGACUGUCUGGUGAACUGCAGUGUAGAUGACAGUAAGAACUCGUCUCCGGAGCCUGAAUGUAACAGUGUGGAGGAGAACCCAGGGUCAGAGGAUAGUAAUGAUGUGGAGGAUUUAGUCAUGGAACCACCAACAGCCACCAUUGUGUCCACUAUUGGAAUAGCAUUGCCUACAACUAACACGGAGCCAAAAUUUAGCAAAGUGAACCGCAUGAAGCCAACCACUAACACCAACAAUAAAGUGGAAAGUGGCAAGGUGAACUCAACUGAGUCCAAGAAAAAUAAACGAAACCGCGAAAAACGUGAGCGAUACCCAGAUGUGGAGAACAUGCCAAUCCCUACAAUGUCUAGUUCUAGUGGUGACAUCACCACAACAACUACCACCAUUACUGUGCGGCCAAGUCCAGGACGAGCAAACAACAGGAACAGCACAGCCACUCGCAAGAAAAAGGGGGAGCGUGAUCAGGUGCUCAAGAAUGCGAGCACAGGCAUUGGUGAUUUGGAUGACUUUGGAACAUUACCUGAGAAUAUGAAGAUCAGUGACAGAGAGCUGGAACGAAUGAAAAAAACGGGAGGAAAAGUGAAAUCUUCUGGAUCUGAUGUGGAUAACAAGAAACAUCACCACUCUCAUCCAAUGUCGGACAAGGGCAAUGUCGAAGUGACCACCACCCCUUCAAAUCUUUCUGUGAAAACGUCGUCCCUUGUCAAUAGUCCAAAGAAGGGACAAAAGAAGGAGGAAGGCUGGAAGGAAGUCACUAGAAAGAAAUCCUCAACCGCUCCUGAUGUUAAAGGUCCAACAGGCAGAGACAGAUCCAAGAAAGUGCAGGUGCCAUCAGCAGCUAUCAGUCGAGUGAUUGGACGAGCAGGAUGUAACAUCAAUGCCAUUCGAGAGGUGUCUGGGGCCCACAUAGAGGUUGAGAAGCAAAGAGGCUCCGGGGAACGUGUUAUUACCAUCAAGUAUGUAUUCCUCUUGUUGUUUUGCAAGAGGAGAAGAAUAUUCACAGCUGUAUGUGUUAACUUGUCACAAAGUGCCAACUUCUGUAUAUAUAUCGGCUAACAGUUAUAAUGAUAA
Mizuhopecten yessoensis (Yesso scallop) is the source of this 1096-nucleotide messenger RNA. RefSeq names its product ankyrin repeat domain-containing protein 17-like. Lineage: Eukaryota; Metazoa; Mollusca; Bivalvia; Pectinida; Pectinidae. The record is from RefSeq and is a predicted model, not a curated record. Gene Ontology annotation, biological process: innate immune response. The transcript is spliced from 6 exons. Gene Ontology annotation, molecular function: RNA binding. The annotation marks the transcript as partial. Gene Ontology annotation, cellular component: cytoplasm.